AUGGCCUACAACUUUGAAAUAAGAUAUCACAGCACCACAGCUCAUGGAAAUGCAGACGCACUCUCACGUCUUCCUAUCAGCUCAGAUGAAAAGUUUGACACAGAAGAGGCAUGCUACAAUGUCGUCGAGAUGCCAUGUCCAGUAAAUGCCGACAUUAUCAGGAACAAUAUUAAAAGCGACCAAUCAUUAUUCCUCAAGCUCUACGGAAUAAUAUUGUCAACGUCCUCCACGAGGGUCAUGAAACAACUGGCACGACAACAUGUGUGGUGGCCAGGUAUCGACGAUGAUAUCGCAACAAUUGCAAAGAAUUGUAGCGUUUGCAAGAUAGCAAAUCCAGGCCCUGUAGAGGAAUUCCAGAGCUGGCCAAAAUCGACAUCCGCCUGGGAAAGGAUACACAUAGAUUUUGCCGGUCCUAUAUUUGACUCCAUGUGGUUAAUUGGCGUCGAUGCACAUUAUCAGUUCCCGUUUGUAGUACAAAUGACAUCGACAACAACUGAAAACACUAUAGCUGCACUUACAGCCAUUUUCGCUAUUGAGGGUUAUCCUAAAACCUUAGUAAGCGAUAAUGGACCUCAACUUACAUCAGACUCGUUCAACAUGCACAAAGUCAAGAAGAAGAACCGUCAUCCGAUCCAGUACAGAAUGCUCAACUCAUUCCUGUCUUCAACGAAGUGCCUGCAGCAUCUGAGCAAGACGUUCUACAACCACCAGCACUCGCGAACUAGCCGCUACACACCUCAGGAUUACAGAAACCGUUAA
This is a messenger RNA of Drosophila obscura, 759 nucleotides long. RefSeq lists its product as uncharacterized. The transcript has 3 exons. Gene Ontology annotation, biological process: DNA integration. The coding region runs from base 1 to 759 and encodes 252 amino acids. Gene Ontology annotation, molecular function: nucleic acid binding. NCBI's taxonomy places the organism in Eukaryota, Metazoa, Arthropoda, Insecta, Diptera, Drosophilidae. The record is from RefSeq and is a predicted model, not a curated record.